Molecule: messenger RNA, 5893 nt
Organism: Paramecium pentaurelia
Lineage: Eukaryota; Ciliophora; Oligohymenophorea; Peniculida; Parameciidae
Source: the annotation of a GenBank genome assembly
AUGAAGAUUUUGAUAACAAUAAGUAUUUUACUUAUGGCUGCAUCUUCAAUAGAUGUAGCAGUCUCAGAUUAAUGCAAUUGCGAGAAACUUCUCUCUCAGGCUGACUGCAAAGCAAAAUAAGGAUGCAGUUGGUCAACAACAACAUUUCUUUGCUCUAAAAUGGAUUCGGGAAGCAGUUCCACUGAAGGAUACUGCGGACUGAUAUCUGAUGCUAUCUCUUGUGCUAAAACAAAGGGCUGCGCUUAUAUUGAUUCUGUUUGUUAAAUAUUUGCUGGUUGUUCAGCUUACAAAGGUGCAACUGACGCUGAGUGUCAAGCCAUCUCAAAACAAUGUAAUUCCGACGGUACAGCAUUUUGUGUUGAUCCUGGAACUUGUUCUUCUUAUAAAACAGCCGAAGAUUGUACUGGAAAAGGAAGUAGCGGAGGUUCAGGCACUUGUGUUUGGGAUACUGCAUGUAGAGAACAAAAAUGUACUGAAGCAGAUGCUACAUUCAAUACAGAUGCUUAGUGUAAUAACUUCAUAAAGGGUUGUGUAACAACAGGAAAAGGAUGCGUAACUUAAUUAGGAUUAUGUUCCACAUAUAAUGGGGAUAUUGAAAGUUGUGAAGGAUUGAAGGGAUCUGAUGGUUAUUGUAAAGGAAUUGAGGGAAAAGAUAAAUGUGUUGUUAAGGUAUGUACAGAUGCCGAAACAACAUUGACUACAGAUGCAGCAUGUACUAAAUAUUAAAUUGGUUGUGUGACAAACGGCUAUGGUUGUGUUAAAGCUCCUUUAGGAUCAUGCUCUACAUAGACAGGAGACGAUGUGGUUUGUGCAAAUAAGAUAGGAUCAGAUGGUAAAUGCAAAGGAGUAGCUGAAGGAAAAACAUGUAAUGUUGUAGAAUGUAAAGAUGCUCCAGAAACAUAUUCAACUGAUGAUGAAUGUGGUAAGUAUAAGAGUGGUUGUGUAACAACUGGUAAAGGAUGUACUACAUCAAGAGGGGUUUGUUCUUCAUAUAAAGGUACUUCCUCAACAUGUGAUGGAUAUAUUGGAUCUGAUGGUAAAUGUAAAGGAAGUUCAGAUGCUGAAGCUGCUUGCUCUGCCAAAGUAUGUAAAGAUGCUGAUGCUACAUUGAGUACAGAUGAAAAAUGUGAUGAAUAUCAAACUGGAUGUAAAACAACAGGUAAAGGUUGUGUUUCAACUUUAUCAACUUGUUCUUCUUAUACUGGAGAUUCAACUAGUUGUGAUGGAUAUAUAGGAACUGAUGGUAAGUGUGCAGGUGGAGCUAGUAGUGGUAGUUGUUUCCCUAAGAAAUGUUCAGACGCUCCUGCUUCUUUAACAACUAAUGAGGAUUGUUCAAAUUAUCAAACAGGAUGCAUUGCUACUGGUACUGGUGGAUGUAUGGAUGCUGGUGCAUGUAGUACUUUAGUAAAUAACAGUCAAUGUGAUGGAAAAUCAACAUGUUAAUGGACACCUUAAUGUGUAUCAAAUGUAGCUUGUAAUGAUCUAAAAACUGAAGUUUUAUGUAAGACUGUUACUUUACAAAAUUCAAAUACUUGUUGGUGGGUGACUGGUAGUUGUGUAGCAAGAACAUGUGAUUAAGCACCUGCUACAUAUAAUACAGAUUCAAUGUGUGAUACUUUUUUAAAGGGAUGUUUGACUAAAAAAACUGGUUGUGUUGCAUCAACUGCUACUUGUAGUAGUUAUUAAGGAACUAAAGCUACAUGUGAAGGAUUCACUAUUAAAUGCACUAAUACUAAUGGUGCUACUGAUACUACUGCAUGUACUGAUCCAGUAUGUACAGAUAAUACUGAUGCUACCACAGAUGAUGCUUGUAAAUCAUUUCAUGUAAAAUGUUUAACAAAAGGAACUGGAUGUAUAGCAGCUAGUGCAGCUUGUACUGCUUAUGCUGGAGCAAGCACAGAUGUUUGUGGAAAGUUUACAGGUAAUAAUUAAACAACUCCUUGUUGGUGGAGAAGUGGAUCUAAUUGUGUAGACAAAGCUUGUAGUGAUGCUGAUAAUUCUAAUACUACUGAUGAUUUAUGUAGUAAAUUUUUGAAGGGAUGUGUGACAACAGGAGCUGGAUGUGUUCCAAGUUCUUAAGCUUGUAACGUUUAUACUGGAUUAAAUCAAGCAGGUUGUUUAGCAUUAUCAAAAGGAUGUGCAAGAAGAGAAGCUUGUACUGUUGAAGUUACAUGUGCAAGUAUAACUGGAGCAACUAAUUAGGCAAGUUGUGAUGCAGUUUUACCAAAUAGAUGUGUAUUUGUUAAUAAUGGAUGUACUAUCAUAGGAAAUUGUAGUACUUACAGUGGAAAUUCUGUACUUGCUUGUAAGGAUCUUGUUAAUGGAAAUGGUGAAAAAUGUUAUUGGACAACUGGUACUUCUUGCACUGAUAGAGCAUGCAGUUAAAUUACAAAUCCAACUGAUCUAAAGGCUUGUACAGAUCAUAAAUCUACUUGUGCAAGGAAAUUAGAUGGUACAGUAUGUGAAGAUUAUACAUGUACUAAUGUUACUGGUCCAACUACUGAAACCAACUGUUAAAAUUAUCAUCCAUUAUGCCAUUUUGGUACAGUAAGUGGAACAGCUGCUUGCAAUGCUGGAGCUACUUGUGGUGCUUUUGGUCCAUCAUCUUCUGGUACAUGUCCUACUGUGAUUACUGCUCAUGGUGGUGCAUGUAAAGCACAUGGAACCUUAUCAAAUGCUUGCAUAGAUGAUGUUUGUUCUGCCUAUAAUGCUAAUGCUAACGAUUGUAAAGCUAAAAAAGUAGCUUACACAACUUCAUUUUAAGGAAGUGCAACUGCUUAAUUCUGUUUCCAUAAUGGAACAAAUUGUGUAGAAAGAUCAUGUGCAAAUGCAAAUACGCACCUUGGAGUUACUGUUUCUUCAUUUUCUUAAUGUAAUUCAUACUAUGAUUUAUGUGUAUUCUCAAAGCCAGGAGGUAAUCCUGCUUGUGUAAAUGGAAAUACUGCUGAUGGAGUUACUUUUGGUUGUGGUUAAGUUUAGGCUUCUGCAGAUGAUUGUUUAAAUUUAACAGGUAAAUACAAAGUUGGUUCUGUUUGGGAAUAUCGUUUAUGCUAAAAACAUAAUUCAGGAACAACUGUAGCUGCUUGUUUGGAUAGAGCAUGUAGUUAAAAAACUGAUGGAAAUACUGAUGCCAUAUGUUAGGCAUGGCUUCCAACUUGUAAGACUGAUGGAGUGAGUUGUGUUGAUAUUACAUCAGCAUGUACAACAAUGUCAGGAACUUCAGAAAGUUGUUAAUUACUUACUGGUACAAAGUUGGGAUCAAAAUGUUAAGGUAAUACAUCUGUAAAUGGUGGUUGCGUUGAUAGAAGAUGCUAGGAUAAUGGAACAGCUACAACAGAUGCAGAUUGUAAGAAAUUUAUGGAUGGUUGUAUAACAACUGGUAAAGGAUGUAUUACUGGUACUACUCCAUGUUCUGGUUAAUGGGGAAAUCAAGAUGGAUGUAAAUUAUUAACAGGAAAUGGUAAAUCAUGUUGGAGUUUAUCUUUAACUACUAAAGGUCCUUGUAUUGAUAGAACUUGUGCUCAUAAUACAACAGCAACUACUGAUAGUGAUUGUGCAGCCUUUUUAAGAGGAUGUGUUACAAAGAGACCAGGUUGUAUUGAAUCUAUAUCUGAAUGUACAUCAUAUUAAGGAGUUUAAGCAGAUUGCGAAAAGGCAGUAGGUAAUGGUAAAUCAUGUACUAAUGAUUCAACAGCAACUGCAACAACAGCCUGUAAAGUGAAAGAUUGUACUAAAUUAGCUGUUGAUUCUUAUUCUGAAUCAAUAUGUCAAGCUUAUGGUAUUUAAUGUCAUUAUAAUGGUACAAAAUGCGAUGUCAUUUAAUCGUGUUCAUAAUUGAAGGGUAACUUUGUCACUUGUACUUAAUAUGUAGCAUCAGAUGGACCAUGUGUUGGUACAGCUCUUUAAACAGAGACACCAACUAGUUGUACUGCUGCUAAAUGUUCAGAUGCUCCUAUUACAUUAAUAACUGAUGCUGAAUGUAAUGCAUAUAAAAGUGGAUGUAAGACUAAUGGUAAUGGUUGUAGUUCAGUAAUUACAUGUGCAGAUGUAUAAUCUUCUUCAUCUUGUGCUACUGUUAAGAGUGGAGAUAAUUUAAUUUGCACUUGGGCUUCUUAAUGUAGAGAUAUUCAAUCAUCAUGUAGUAGUUUUACUGCAAGUGGAUAAAGUGUUUGUGCUUCUUCUGAAUCAUCUUCAGGGUUUGGCAUUUGUGUUUGGAAAAACAGUGCUUGCACAGAAGCUAAAUGUGAAGAUUUACCAUUAACAGUUGGUUCAGAGUCAGAUUGUACUGAUUAUUCUAAUACUUGUACAUUUGCUGGAGUUGGAAAUGGUUGUGCUACUAAAGGAGCAUGUACUAAUUAUACAAGAAAGGAAGUCUGUUAAGCAGCUAAAUCUACAGAUUCUAUUGGAAGUUGUACUUGGGAUGAAACUGUUGUAACAGGUACUUAAAUAAAAGGAUGUAGAGCAAAAGAUUGUUAAGAUGCUGCAACUACAUUAUAAAAUGAUUCUGAUUGUGAUGCAUUCAUUUCUGGUUGUGUAAGUAAUGGUGCAGGAUGCAUGAAAUCUACAUUUACAUGUGAUAUGUUUAAGACAUAAGCAAAAUGUCUUUAAGAUUCUUCUCUAUAACCAUGUCUUUGGAAUAAUAAUGCAUGUUAGUAAUACUACAAAUGUGCUGAUUUAGCUUUGAAAACAGUAGCUACAUGUUAAGCAGCUUCUAAGUAUUGUACAACAGAUGAAAGCAAAUGCACACCUUUAAAGACAUGUGCCAAUUUCACAAAACAAUUAUAAUGUUCAGUUGGUACUGAUGGUGUUUGUGGUUGGGUAACAUCUACUAAGAAAUGUUAACUCUUUACUUAAUGUACAGAUUUAGUCUCGAAAGUAAGUACCGAAUGUUCAGCCUUCAAUACUAAAUGUAUUAGUAAUGGAACGAAUUGCAUUGAUAUGGCUGAAUGUUCUACUUAUGCUGAUAGUGAAAUUGCAUGUAAAAUUGGAGGAACUGAUGGAACAUGUUAAUUUGAUAAGGAUGCAUCAACUUGUCGAUUGAGAUAAUGUUCUGAUGCAUCUACUUCUACAUCUACUCAUAAUGGAUGUUUCGGAUAUUAAAUUAAUUCUACUACUAAAUGUACGACUGAUGGAUCUAAAUGUAUUUCUUUGGCUGAUUGUGCCUCAUAUACAAAAUAAGCAGGUUGUGUCAUUGAUAGUUAAUUCAAAGCUUGUAUUUGGGAUACUACAGCCAAAACAUGUAAAACUAAAACUUGUUAAGAUACUAAAAAGACUAAGACUUCUGAAUGUGCUGCUGCCUUAACUGGAUGUAUAUCUGAUGGAACCAAAUGUAUAGAUUAAGGAAAAUGUGCAGAUUACACUACUAAAGAAGCUUGUAAUGCUGGUGGAACAGAUGGAGCUUGUGCAUUUACUCCAGCAUCUGGAUCUACAACAACUGGAACAUGCAAAUUAUUUUCUCAAUGUUCAGAUGCCAAUUCAGAUCAAAAUGCAUGUCAAUCUAAAUCAUUAACUUGUAAAUGGAUAGCUCCAGUUGGAACUACUGCUAGUUCAUGUUCCAAUCAUACUUGUGAUUCAGCUGCUAAAGGAACAGCUAAAUGUGUCACCAUCCCUAGUUUUGAUGGAAAAAGAUACACAGUCUGUUAAGUUCAAGGAGGUAAAUGUGUAACUGGUGAUCCAAGUGCACUAACUUAGGAUGCAUGUUAUAAAAUGAGUUAAUAUACCUACAGUUGGAAUGCUAGUACAAAGAAAUGUAUAGCUUGUGGAACAGGAGCUACUAAUAACAACAAUAACACUACUGUAGAUAACAAUUCAACAAAUGUAACUGAUCCUGUUACAACUGGCCAUGGAUUUUAUCUAUAUGUUUUACCUGUUUUGAUUACCAUUAUUUUCUGAA